UGCUAAAAAUACCCGGCCAGGGAGCCAUAAAAGCCCGGCCGAGCCCAGCGCCCGGCACUUCUCCGAACCUCAGUCGGACGCGCCGAGUGGAGCCAGCAUGACCGAGCGCCGCGUGCCUUUCUCGCUCCUGCGGAGCCCCAGCUGGGACCCUUUCCGCGACUGGUACCCGGCCCACGGCCGCCUCUUCGAGUCGGCCUUCGGGCUUCCGCGGCUGCCGGAGGAGUGGUCGCAGUGGUUCGGCACCAGCGGCUGGCCGGGCUACGUGCGGCCGCUGCCCCCAGCCGCGGUCGAGGGCCCCGGGGCGGUGGCCGUGCCCGCCUACAGCCGCGCGCUCGGCCGGCAGCUCAGCAGCGGCGUCUCGGAGAUCCGGCACACGGCCGACCGCUGGCGCGUGUCCCUGGACGUCAACCACUUCGCCCCCGAGGAGCUGACGGUCAAGACCAAGGACGGCGUGGUGGAGAUCACUGGCAAGCACGAAGAGAGACAGGACGAGCACGGGUACAUCUCCCGAUGCUUCACCCGCAAAUACACGCUGCCCCCCGGUGUGGACCCCACCCUCGUCUCCUCCUCCCUGUCCCCUGAGGGCACGCUCACCGUGGAGGCCCCGAUGCCCAAGCCAGCCACACAGUCGUCGGAGAUCACCAUCCCUGUCACUUUCGAGGCUUGUGCCCAGCUUGGGGGCCCGGAAGCUGGGAAGUCUGAGCAACCUGAAGCCAAGUAAAGGCCUUAGCCCUGCUGCCGACCUCCCAGUAGCCAUCCCUGGCCACCCCUGUCUGCCAGCCUGUAUGUUCUUUUGAUACGUUUACCUUCUGUUUUUCUCAAAUAAAGUUCAAAGCAACCACUA
Messenger RNA from Galeopterus variegatus (Sunda flying lemur), 844 nucleotides. It is a transcript of the gene HSPB1, whose product is annotated as heat shock 27kDa protein 1. The record is from RefSeq and is a predicted model, not a curated record. Gene Ontology annotation, biological process: response to heat; protein refolding. NCBI's taxonomy places the organism in Eukaryota, Metazoa, Chordata, Mammalia, Dermoptera, Cynocephalidae. Gene Ontology annotation, molecular function: protein folding chaperone.